UAUUAGAUACUCAUCGAGUAUCAAUUCAUCUUCAUCACCUGAACACCGGAUCCCUCCAAAUCAUGAAGCUGCUAAAGUCCUUUCUGCUCGUGUCCUAUGGCGGGUAUACUGCGUGCAGUUCACCCGGCGGCGGAUCUCCAACACGUAGACAAUAUGAACCUGAGCUGGCAACCUACGACGAUGCUUGUAACGUAGGAUACUGCUCAGUGAUGGGGGCGACCAUUGGCGGCUGGGGUACCAACGAGUACACCACUGUCUCUACCUUGGAACAAUUUGCAAAUGCAGUAUCAUCUACGGGACCGGCUGUCGUGAUCGUUGAAGGAGCAAUAUCUGGGGAGGGAAAGGUCACCGUUGGCUCAUACAAGAGUAUUCUUGGUGCCCCUGGCAGUUCCCUGGCAGGAAUCGGGCUAUCCCUUAAUCAGAGCCGAAAUGUGAUCCUGCGAAAUUUCAAGAUCUCCAAGGUUCCUGCUAGUCAGGGGCCUGCCAUCUCCGUGGAAAACUCACGCAGCAUUUGGAUCGACCACUGCGACUUGUCCUCCGGCUCAGAUAGAGCCCAGACAGCGGGACCAUACGCUCCUAGUCUUCUGAGCAUAUCCCAGAACAGUGACCUCGUGACUGUUACAGCCACUCUUUUCCACGAUCAUCCCCAAGCGGUCGUGGUUGGACAAACAGACAAAUAUACCAAGGUGGACAACCCGGACGGCAAGCCGCGCGUGACCUUUGCCAGAAACUAUUUCCGAAGCCUCGGCAACGCUGUUUCGUACAGCUUUGGAACAGGGCACCUGUUCAACUCGUUAUACGAAAACGUUACAGAUGGUAUCAACACUGGGAUGGGUGCCAACCUCCUGAUUGAGUCGAGUAUAUUCGAGAAAUCAGGAAGGGCGAUCUACAGCAAUAACAGCACCGAGGCUGGGUAUGCGACCGUUCGUGAUGUGCUGUUAGGGGGCGCCUCAAACAGCGCCCUUGCGGGAGAAAUGACCGCCGACAGCUUGCCAUAUCCAUAUGACUGGUACAUUUGGGAGACGAGCAGAGUACAAGAGCUGGUUGUCGAUCGAGCAGGUCAGACGUUGGAUUUUUUGAAGUAGCUGAAUACCGGGUCAGUACUACUGUAUAAGGUACUUAGCCCUAGCCGGUCUCUAUCAAGCUCAGGUUGUGCAUGUGGCCAAGAAGUGCCAUGAAUAUCAUGACAUUCUUGGUGCCAGGUACUUCAUUAGAUAAGGUAGGUAUGUAGGCGAUUCAUUGUGCCAUCAACCUACAUGUAAGAUCGGCGUUCAUCAAAGAAUCCAUAUGCCCAUCAUAUGCAUAUCACCUUUUACACAAACAAG
Molecule: messenger RNA, 1325 nt
Organism: Canariomyces notabilis
Lineage: Eukaryota; Fungi; Ascomycota; Sordariomycetes; Sordariales; Chaetomiaceae
Product: polysaccharide lyase family 1 protein
Exons: 3
Coding region: 63-1085 (340 amino acids)
Molecular function (GO): pectate lyase activity
Source: RefSeq, a predicted model, not a curated record